This is a messenger RNA of Drosophila arizonae, 3053 nucleotides long. It is a transcript of the gene ths, whose product is annotated as thisbe. Gene Ontology annotation, molecular function: growth factor activity. The record is from RefSeq and is a predicted model, not a curated record. NCBI's taxonomy places the organism in Eukaryota, Metazoa, Arthropoda, Insecta, Diptera, Drosophilidae.
AUAUAUAUAUGUAACAAAAAAUCUACUACAUCGAAGGCGAAAUCCAUUCAAAGUCACGAAAAUUCUGUUACGCUCAUCAAAUGGUCGCUCGGAUUGAAUCUAACAAAAAAGCGUAGCCGAAAUACGAAUGCAAAUUAGAUGCAAAAUAAAUGGGUAAAAUGAGGUCAAGUAAAUACGAUGUUACCACAGUUUACGGUCUAUGCCAAGAUUAUUUACCUCCUGAUGGUGGUGAUUUCAGGUGCAUUAUGUACAGUAGAAGAUUACGUAAUAAUGUCACAGUGUGCACACAACAAAGCCAUACACCUAGCUGCGGAAGGAACAGUCUCAGUGACAGACAUUUCACAGAUUCAAAAUAUAACGAUAGUCGGCCUCACGGACUAUGUGAACAACGAAUUCAAAAUAGCACUGUUCGCAAAAGAAACGCAAAGAUAUUUGUGUUUCAACGACAACUGGAGAUUAGUUGGCAUGAAGGAACUGCGCGAUACCUGCUACUUCAACGAGACCAUCGUGCACGGUUAUUUCGUGUUCCGUUCGGUAGUCGAUCUACAGCGCCGUGUCGGCUUCACACACCGAGGUAAGCCCGUGGGGCCGAAGAAGAGCGUCAACGAUGCCUGCUACAUGUUCAAUAAGAUCGAUGCCGAGCAGUUUUUCCAUCAGCACACGUUACCAAAAUGGCGCGAGACGGCAGCAACGAUGGCCAACGGCAGCAGCGGCAGUCACAGCGGCAACUAUCGCAAAGUCUCGCGCAACAAAAACAAUCGCCACAAAUCGAAUAACCAAAAUCAAAAGUUGCAGCAACAGCAACAUGCGCAUCAUGGCCAUAAUAGUAGUAAUAGUCUAAGUAGCACUAACAAAACACAACAACAACAAUUAGCAUUAGUAAGUAAACAGCAACAACAACAGAUGCAGCAGCAACAACGUGAACAGCAUCAGGUGCGACAUCAUCACAAUGAUCCCUCAGUGCUGGCGCGUCGAAAACAGCGACGCAAACAGCAGCAGCAGCAGCAGCAGCGGCAGGAGCAACAACAGCAACAACGAGUCACAGCUAGUCCAACGAAACUAACGACUGCCAAAAGUGCAAAAUCGACCACAUCAACAGCAGCAACAACAACAGAAGCAACAGCCAAAACGACGAAAAUAUCACUUGCCAGCAAGCGCAAGGGCAGACGAAGAAAGGCACGAAAGCAAAAGCAGCAACAGCAACAGCAACUGCAACAGCAAGAGCUGCAACAAUUGCAGCUACUCUCUACCGCAGCAACACUUGAUAGCAGCAUUGACGAUAUGCUUUCCAGCAGCAGCAGCAGCAGCUUUUCCACAGGCUAUGACGAUGCCUACAGCAGCAGCAGCAGCAGUGAGCCUUGGACUACUUGGUAUGCCACGCCCACAGCUACAAUUGAUAGCUUUACACCAGAUGUGGGCAGAAGCAGCACCACCACAAGCGCCAGCAACAUGUUGCUGACAACAACAGCAGAAGAUAGUAUUAAACCAUAUAGCAGGAUCUACGAUGACGGGUCGACAUUCAUCACAGAGCUGGAAAAUGAAGCAUCAGGAGCAACAACAGUAUCUGCAGCAACAUCAAGCAGCGGCAACGAUACCGACCUGCUGCAGUACGAGGCGGAGGUGGUUGAAGAUGACGAAAUUGAACAACAUACCACGGCUAACUAUGAAACCAAAGCAACAGCAACAGCAACAACAAGAGCAACAUCCGCAGGAACAACAACUGCAACAACUAUACCAACAACUAGCAGCCGAGUGGCUAAAACUACCUCGACAACAACAGCAGCAGCAACAACAAUAACAACAACAACAACAGCAGCAACAUCAGCAGUAACUGGCGCACAAUUGGUGCUGGAGCAAACGCCGCUGGCAGCAACACUAGCUACACUUAUGUACAACAAAUGGCAUACAACGCAGCAGCAUGUGGUAGACGCUGUUCCGGCCAACACGACAGCAACAGCAGCAUCAGAAGUAACAACAGCAACAACAUCAACCACAAGCGGAACAACAGCAGCGGCAACAAGGUCUGGUUUGGCGAUGAGCACACAUAAGCUCAGCAGGCAUCGCGGUAUCGGCAGCAGCGCGAGCCCCAGCGAGCAGCAGCAACAGUUGCUGCGGGACAGCAACGGUAAGCAGCAACAGCAACUGCAACUGCACAAACUGUUGCGACCGGCAACAAUCGUGACCACGUCCAGCACGCAAUUGCUAACACCACUCGCAACAGCAGCUGCUGCAGCACCGAAAACUGUAACAGCAGCGGCAGCAGCAGCUGCAGCAACCGUUGUUGUUGUUGCCACCCCACAGCAACAUAUAACAGACAAACUGUUUAGUGUUUACAAAAACAUCAACAGUAGUCCAAAUAACACGCUAACCGAAACAGCACCCACGCCAAUAGCAACUGCAGAAGCAAGAGCAAGAGCGACAGCAACAAUUGCUACGACAGCAACAACAAUAACCACGAAAAAAUCGCUCCGCAAAUCGACACAAAAACUGCUGGCCACGCCCUACCAUCAGCUAACCUAUGUGCGCAACGAGGCGGGCGACAUUGACAUAGAUAAUCUGGACAAUAUUAGCGUAUAUCCCGAUGUUUUCGAGGAUAUCUUAAACGAUAACGACGACAGCAGCAGCAACAGCACUGCUACAAACAGCAACAGCAACAGUCGGCUGACCUUUGUCAGUGGCUUCCUGGCCACCUCGCCCACGUCCGUGCUGCCCGAGUCCAUACGCAUAGCCAAGAUCAAGAUUAACAACGAGCGACGCCGACUGCAGCAGCGCAGUCACCGGAGACUGCGCAGUUUUUCGUAGUACUUAGCGAGGAGCACAAGCAGCAGCAGCAGUAAAUUGUGGGCUUUAGGGCAAUGUAAAUGGGCUGCACUGAUGGCUGGGGCCUUGACAAUCGGUUGGUAGACGUGACAAGUUGGCUUGAUCAAUUGAUGAAAAUAUAUAUAAACAUAUAUAUAUUGUCAAAUGCAGAGUGUGGACUGUAUAUCAGUAUAUCGCCAUAUUCGUAAACUGUUUUCGACAAGUUUUAAAGGGCAAAGAAUUUAUGAAAGCAA